AUGCCUGCAGAUCGCGUACAGAAGAGCCGUACCCCCAAAGACGUGCCUGAUCUGGGCAAUCCAGACCGGAAGAGAGUGCUUAACGUACUCGCGCAAAGACGAUACCGUCAGCGGCGGAAAGAGAGGAUCGCAGCACUAGAAGCGCAUGCCAAAGGCCUUGAGAGUCUCGUUGAUCAUUGCCCAACCCGUAGCGAUGAUGCAUCACCGCAAGCCAGCUCGAUUCCUGAGAAUCCUGAUACCACCGUAGAGCUCAUAAGUGUGCCUUGCGAAGAUGACUUGCCGGGGUAUGCGAUCCACGGCGACCCGUUCAACACGAGCUUGGUGCAGGACUUCAGCGAUUUCCCCAUUCUUCCGACACCAUUGCCAUCUACCCCAGAGCUGGCGGAAUGGCAGCAGCGGCCUCCGUCGAACAGUUUUGCGUUCCCUUUCACAGCCGACGGCGGCUUACUGACCGUUCCCGUCCUGAGCAUGGUCCAAGCUUUCAUGUCCAUAGCGACGGCCUUCGACAUCUGCGAAAACCUCUGGGAUCCCUCCUACCUACACGUCCUGCCCUCAUCCUUGUCUCUCCACUCCUCUCUACCAGCGAACCUGCGGCCCGUCCCCGCACAACUCAUCAUCCCGCAUCACCCAGCCCUCGAUCUCCUCCCCUGGCCAACCAUGCGGGAGAAGCUCAUCUGCAUCUUGGCAAUGCCGAGCAAGCUGCGGCCGCCCAUAGCGCGGGAAGAAGAUGAUGGUGGGACAAACAUAUAUGGCGUGUGGCCGUUCUCAGACACAUCGGGCAGCUUGUCACCAGCGCGCCAAAGUAAAGCAAUUACCCAGCUUGUCCAAGAUCUCGAUGAUUUCCAGGAUGGUGGUGGGGUCCGGGUGCAUGGAAACUCGGUCGCGUGGGGACAAGGCAAUGAGUUUGUUGAGGAGGCGUGGGAAGUAGGAGAGAACUUCUACAGGAGGUGGUGGUUUUGUCUUGAUCAGAAGAUUAUUGAUCAGUCGAAUAAAAAAAGGAGAGAGCGAGGAUUGGGAAGACUGAGGAUAGCGGCUCGAUGA
Molecule: messenger RNA, 1041 nt
Organism: Macroventuria anomochaeta
Lineage: Eukaryota; Fungi; Ascomycota; Dothideomycetes; Pleosporales; Didymellaceae
Exons: 3
Coding region: 1-1041 (346 amino acids)
Biological process (GO): regulation of DNA-templated transcription
Molecular function (GO): DNA-binding transcription factor activity
Source: RefSeq, a predicted model, not a curated record